Triticum urartu is the source of this 1958-nucleotide messenger RNA. Its product is annotated as DIMBOA UDP-glucosyltransferase BX8. Lineage: Eukaryota; Viridiplantae; Streptophyta; Magnoliopsida; Poales; Poaceae. Gene Ontology annotation, molecular function: quercetin 3-O-glucosyltransferase activity; quercetin 7-O-glucosyltransferase activity. The record is from RefSeq and is a predicted model, not a curated record.
CUUUACAUUGGUUUUCCGAUACACAUAGACCUGUACCCUCUAGAUCGGUGCCUUUGAAUCGAACAAGGAUGGAAACGGGAACUUGUCUUCGAUCUCUGGUCCAGCGUGCCGGUCAGCCUGAGCAAAUACUCCAAAAUAACUGCAGUUGGCAUGCCGCAUCUCGUUUGUCCCGUUCCCCAGAUUCUCACUCUCUCGUUCAAAACGAGCAUCUGUCUUGGAAUCCAACUUGUGCUUCUCCUCCAACCCCAUCGUAGCACGUACGAUCGUCAUAUACGCACGCAGCACGCACCUCCCGCCCGCUCACUCACCGUGUGAAGUGCCAGUGCCGUGGAAGUGGAACCCGGGACGCCACGACACCCAUCGACUCCACCAUGGCGCCGGGAGAAGCAAACGCGGCCACCGCCGGCGGCCCGUCCCGCCGCCGCCGCCGCCGCGUGCUGCUCUUCCCGCUCCCGUACCAGGGCCACAUCAACCCCAUGUUCCAGCUCGCGGGCCUCCUCCACGCGCGGGGCUUCGCGGUCACCGUCUUCCACGCCCGCUUCAACGCGCCCGACCCGGUCCGCCACCCGGCCUACGACUUCGUCCCCGUCCCCGAGGGCCUGCCGGCGGCCGGCCCCGGCACGAUCGUGGAGACCCUCGAACACAUCCUCGCCCUCAACGGCUCCCUCGAGGCGCCGUUCCGGGAGCGCCUGGCCGCCCUGCUGGAGCCUCCCGGCGCCCGGGACGAGGUCGCGUGCCUGGUCGCCGACGCGCACCUGCUGACCCUCGUGGACGUGGCGCGGCGGCUGGCCGUGCCGGGGCUGGUGCUGCGCACCGGCAGCGCCGCCUGCUUCCGCAACUUCGUGGCCAACCCCAUGCUCUGCGACAGGGGCUACCUCCCGGUGAGCGCGGAGUCGCAGCUGGACGCGCCGGUGAAGGAGCUGCCGCCGUACCGCGUCCGGGACCUGAUGGGCGCCGACAGCAGAAGCAGUCAUGGGCAUGAUCUGAUGUGCAAGCUACUGUCCCGGGCGGUCGAGGCGGUGCGGAGCUCCGCCGGGUUCAUCCUCAACACCUUCGACGCGCUGGAGGCCGCCGACCUGGCGACGAUCCGGCGAGACCUCGCCGGCGUGCCGGUGUUCGACGUCGGCCCGCUCCACAAGCUCUCCCCGGCGUCGUCCAGCAGCCUCCUGCAGCAGGACCUCUCCUGCCUCGACUGGCUGGACGCGCAGGCCCCGGCGUCCGUGCUCUACAUCAGCUUCGGCAGCCUGGCGAGCAUGAGCGGCGAGGACCUGGCCGAGGCGGCGUGGGGCGUGGCCGACAGCGGCCAGCCGUUCCUGUGGGCGCUCCGGCCGGGCCUCGCCCGCGGCGCCGCCCUGCCCGACGGGUUCGCCGCGGCGACCGGAGACCGUGGACUGGUGGUGGGCUGGGCGCCGCAGGAGGAGGUGCUGGCGCACCGCGCCGUGGGCGGGUUCUGGACGCACGGCGGGUGGAACUCGGCGCUGGAGGGCGCGUGCGGGGGCGUGCCGAUGCUCUGCCGGCCCUGCUUCGGCGACCAGAUGGGCAACGCGAGGCACGUGGAGCACGUGUGGCGCGCGGGCAUCGCGCUGGACGGCGGCGGCGUGCUCGAGCGGGGCGCGGUGGAGGCGGCCGUCCGGCGGCUGAUGCGGGGCGAGGAGGGGGAGGGGAUGAGGGGCCGUGCCCGGGAGCUCCGGAGCAGGGCGGCCGCGGCCGUCGCCGAUGGCGGGUCGUCCCGGCUCAGCGUCGACAAGCUGGUGAACCACAUCCUGUCGCUGUGAAGUCCCGUGUCAGACCCCGUAGGUAGUAGUCCGUACUCUGUAGUCUGUUUCUGGGCCACGAGCCCACACGUGUUUUGUUUGUCCGGAUCUGCGUCUAUGUAGUCUACAAUAAGUUGUCAAAGAUCAUCACAAUUGCCUCCGACAAUGCCAAAAACCAUCGUCUUCAUGAAAGUUCAUGAAAAA